Molecule: messenger RNA, 1960 nt
Organism: Polyodon spathula (Mississippi paddlefish)
Lineage: Eukaryota; Metazoa; Chordata; Actinopteri; Acipenseriformes; Polyodontidae
Product: interferon-induced transmembrane protein 5-like
Exons: 2
Coding region: 719-1123 (134 amino acids)
Cellular component (GO): plasma membrane
Source: RefSeq, a predicted model, not a curated record
UACAUUAAUCUGUAAUACUGUUGAUAUAUGGUUAUCAACUUUUUCAUCAUACAAAUAGCUUCAAUUUAGAAUUUAUAGUCACAACAGGGGAUAUAAACUUGUUUAUUCAAAAAUGUUGCUCCCAGAAUAUAACCCUUGAGGACACAUCAUUUACAACAAGAUUAAUACAUUCCCAAUAUAAAAGCAGCAAAUCAAAUAUCAACACUGAAAUAUUACUAACACAGUCCAUUUUAAAUAUUUUUUCUGAUUUCUUACACUUUCUAGGACACCAUUGCAAUCAUUGGGUGUUUUCUUUUAGAAAGAAAAUGGUGGCAUAUUUUCCACUGGAGUUACAGCUUAUUAACCAUACCCCUUGAAAAUGUACCGUCUGGUUCAGUUUGGUCCUGGGCGUUUAAAAUGUGUCUCUUAAUCAGGACUGAAGUUAACGCCUGCACAACCAUUCCUAAGGUAACAAAGUGGCUAAAAGAUCACAAAGUAGCCAUUUCUCCUUGUGUUUUAAAAGUGCAAAGUAUAGCAAAACCACUUAAUAAUAGCCUUUCUAUCUUUGCAUGUGGCACAUCUAAAAAUACAGCUUGUCUGUAAUUUGGUAUGAAGACCACCCCUAAACCUUGCCAGUAUAAAAAGGAGUUGCCUUUUAGCCCAAAGCACUGGUGCAUUUUGUGUAUAUUUCACUUAGGAACUUACUGCAGAAAGCUAUAGGGAAGAAUCUGAGACCAAGAUGGACAAUGCCACUUAUACAUGUCCUACCAACUCCAUUCCCUUGAAUCCAUCCAGUUCUACAGUGAUCAAUGUGAGACCCGCUCCUCCUCCACCUAAAGACCAUUUGCUGUGGUCUCUCUGCAACACUCUCUACAUGAACUUCUGCUGCCUUGGAUUUAUGGCCCUUAUCUACUCAGUGAAGACUAGAGAUCAGAAUGUUCUUGGAAACAUCAAAGCUGCCCACCUCUAUUCACACAAGGCUAAGUGGUACAAUAUUCUGGCUUCGGGGUGGAACGUCAUUAUUCCUCUUCUCAUCAUCGUGCUCAUUGUCACUGGGAUUGUCCACCUCUCCAACAUCGAGGGCUCUUACGACUUAUUCGGUGAGGAAGGCUACGAUAACUUUGGAAAGCUUUUCGGGAAAUAAUCAUCAUCUGAGCAUCCUUCUCAAUAACACUGAACAAGAACAAUACCUGGACAGUGCCUUUCAAGUGAAAACAUCAAUACAACUUGUAUUGAAGGCUUUGUACAGUCAUUUAAAGUUAAUAUUUCACAACCAGUGGAAUAUUUAUAUGUCGAGUUCCCAAGCAGUAUGUUUUCAAGUCAGUGCAGUUUGUAGGUGCAUAACUUCAACAUGUCCCCCUUACUUUUGGGCAAUAAUUUAAAGUUGCUCUGAACAACCACCUAAAAGAUCUUCUAAGGUGGUCUUCAAGUCAGGUACUUUACCGUGGGACUAGCCUGGUGUACAUCUAGUGUACAUUAUACAGGUUGCAUUUAACAUUGAAGGCUAUAAUCAGUAUUAUUGCAGUACCAAAGCAGACUGUUUGACUUCCAAGUCUUGGUCUGCUUCAGGGUUAACAGGUUAACACUUGUGGAAAAUCAAAGAUCUAUCUAUGGGGAAACAGUUUAGGAAAACCACAUUUGUAUUCUACAUGGGUUAUUCUGCCUGAAUAUUUGUGCAUUUUUAAAUGGUCAAAAAUAAACGGCUAAGGAUGCAUAGUACACUAUUUACCAUUGACAAUAUUACAACUUGAUGUGCAAAUACAAUAUUGUACAUGCAAACAACUAAAUCAAAGGGUGGACUUGUAACCCCUACAAACAUUAAUAUAGAAGAGGCAACAUAAGUUGCAAGUACUUUUACUGUUCUUUUACUGUUCAAACAGAUUAAAUGAAAUAAUGAUGCAAACUAAAAACAUAUCAGUGUUAAUGUAACAGUGAAUUAUUGUAUGUGUUUGUCAACCUUGCAAUUUUUUUGUUAUCAAAG